CAAACUUGAUCAUCAACAAAGCAGGAUUCUCGAUUCUCGUCAUCGUCUCGUCUGUUCGCAUCAAACAAGAUGGCUCCGUUCUGUUUAUAAUAAUUAUUUGAAAUAAUAGUUAUUUAUUGAAUUAUUUUUCAUAUUUUGACAAUCUUCUUCUCAAGAUGACGACUACUACUACUGAAGAAAAAACGGAAGUGGACUGGGGAAGUGAGAAGCUGAACAAAGCGCAGGAAGCAAUCAAAGAGAACCAAUGGGACCUGGAGGCGUGGAGCAUGCUGAUAAGGGAGGCGCAAACCAAGUGGAUAAACGAUGUGCGCCCUUUCUUCGAGCAACUGGUCACCGCGUUCCCGUCAACCGGACGCUAUUGGAAAUUGUAUAUUGAACAGGAGAUGAAAGGAAGAAAUUUUGAAAGAGUCGAAAAGUUAUUUCAACGAUGCCUCAUGAAAGUUCUCAAUAUCGAUCUGUGGAAACUUUAUCUUGCCUAUGUGAAGGAGACCAAGGCUGCGUUACCCACCUACAAGGAAAAAAUGGCGCAGGCCUACGAUUUCGCCCUGGAAAAGAUCGGAAUGGACAUCCAAUCGUACUCGAUUUGGAACGAUUACGUGCAGUUCCUUCAGAGUGUCGAAGCCAUCGGAUCAUACGCCGAGAAUCAGAAAAUAAGUGCUGUCCGAAAGGUGUAUCAAAGAGGAGUGGUGAAUCCGAUGGUGAACAUAGAAGCGUUGUGGAAGGAUUACAUGGCGUUCGAGCAGGGCAUCAAUCCGAUCAUAGCCGAGAAGAUGAGUAUGGAGAGGAGUCGCUACUACAUGAACGCCAGACGGGUGGCCAAGGAGUUCGAGGCUGUCACCAGGGGACUCAACAAGAAUAUACCCAGUGUACCUCCUACUGGCCAUAUGGAUGAGUUGAAACAGGUUGACUUGUGGAAAAAGUACAUAAUGUGGGAGAAGUCGAAUCCGCUUCGCAGCGAGGACACUGCGCUGGUGACGCGACGCGUGAUGUUUGCCUUCGAGCAAUGCCUGCUCUGCGUCGGACAUCACCCCGACAUCUGGUUCGAGGCCGCACAGUUCCUAGAGCAGAGCUCCAAGAUUCUCGUCGAGAAGGCGGAUGUAAACUCGGCGAAACUGUUCAGCGACGAGGCAGCGAACGUGUUUGAGCGAGCCACUUCGUCGACUCUGAAGCACAGCAUGCUGCUCUACUUCGCCUACGCCGACUUCGAGGAAGGCCGCAUGAAGUACGACAAAGUGCAUCAGAUCUACGCCAAGUUCCUCGACAUUCAGGAAAUCGAUCCUACUCUGGCUUACAUCCAGUACAUGAAGUUUGCAAGACGAGCAGAAGGAAUCAAGUCCGCGCGAAAUGUAUUCAAAAAAGCACGAGAGGAUUCAAGAUCGAAAUUUCAUAUAUUCGUAUCAGCUGCUCUGAUGGAAUACUAUUGUAGUAAGGACAAAAACAUAGCAUUUAGGAUAUUCGAAUUGGGAUUGAAAAAGUUCUCUGACAGUCCGCAAUAUGUUCUCUGUUAUAUCGACUACUUAUCACAUUUGAACGAGGACAAUAAUACCAGAGUACUGUUUGAAAGGGUUUUAUCUUCAGGAAGUUUAGAACCAGAAAAAUCGGUUGAAAUCUGGAACAAAUUCCUUGAAUUCGAAUCAAACAUUGGAGAUCUAACCAGUAUUGUAAAAGUUGAGAAAAGGCGGAGUGCUGUCUUGGGAAAGAUAGCUGAGUUCGAGGGAAAAGAGACUGCACAAUUAGUUGAUCGUUACAAAUUCCUUGAUCUAUAUCCUUGUUCUGCGGCUGAACUCAGGUCAAUAGGGUACAACGAAGUGACGGCUACUGUGAAACAGCACACAAUGGCGGCGAUGAUGGGGUCAGGGGGGCCAUCACGCGGCUUCCUCGACAGCUGCCUCGACGACCACCUGGAGACACAGAGCAGCAAUCUGCCGCGACCCGACACCACGCAGAUGAUCCCCUACAAGCCCAAAUCCAAUGCCUACUUGGGCGAGCACACUGUGCCAGGAGGGGCCUUCCCCUUUCCUCCCGCCGCCGCUCACCUCUGCACACUGCUGCCGCCUCCGCACUGCUUCCUGGGGCCCUUUGUCGGCGUCGAUGCGCUCAUUGACGUCUUCAGCAAGAUACUCUUGCCUGAUACCGCACCUCUGCCUACGACGGACAACGGCUGCGACACGAAGCUGUUCGACCUGGCGAAGUCGGUGCACUGGGUGGUGGACAGCGAGGAGGGGGGGAAGCGCAAGCGCCGGCUGAACGGCGGCGUGGGAGGGGGAGGGGAGGACAGUGAUGAUGACGAGAUGAUGGGAGCGCCGCCCGCCAACGACAUCUACAGGCAGCGACAGCAGAAGCGGGUCAAGUGAGGGGGCAAGUGACAUUUUAGAGAGGGAGGGCGAAAUGUGUGCUAGAUUUGAGAGGGGGAAAGAUUGAGUCUGGGGAAGAAUGAGUAAAAGUGUGCAAGAUUUAGGAAGAGAGAAUAAGUGGCUGAAGGGUCAAAUGAAGGUCUAUGGAAGAGAUAGGAUGAGGAGAAAGGAGGAAGGAAAAUGUGUGAAUGAGUAUGAAUUGUGUACAAGAUUUGAGAGGGGAAAAGAUUGAGUCUGUUUGCGAAAGGAAAUUGUGAGAGGAGAAAUAGGAAGGAAAAAUAAGUUGUGGAAGCAUCAAAUGAGGGUUUAUGGAGGAUGAAAAGGAUUUUUGGUACACUUUUCUUUAUUAUUCCAAUUUGAUAAUCUUUUUCAAUAUAAUUGUUAAGAUCAUUAUAAUAAGAGUGAGAAAAAGUGGCAACUGAAAUUUUUAAGUGGUCUAAUAAGCUAGUUAUGGGUUGUUGAAUUGUUAACUUUCCAGAUUAUAAACGGUUUCGACUAUAUUAUUAAAACUCCUAUUAAAAAUUCAAAAAAUGUAUCUUUCCAAACUAAAACAUUUUAUUCCCCAUUUCGUUCUUAAAUAAAAAGUAACAUUAUUUGUAAAUUCGAUAACUUGUUUAUUUUGGCAUUAAUCGCGAAAAAACGCAUAUUAGAACAAAGCCAAUGAUAUACUGAAUGUAUUUAAAAAAAACUCAAUGGAAAAUUCAAAACCGUUUAUGAUCUGGAAAGAAAGCAGAAUCUGGAAAGUUAGCACUUCAACAACCCAUAACUCGCUUAUUAGACCACUUGGAAAUCUCAGUUGCCACUUUUUCUCACUCUUAUAAUGAUCUUAACAAUUAUAUCGAAAAAGAUUAUCCAAUUUAAAUAAAAAUGAAAUGGUUUACCGAACAGCGUUAAGAGAGGAAAGAGAGUUGAGAGAGUGGGUGAGGGUGAAUGAGAUUGAUGGAGGGGAUGGAACGAGGAAAGAAAGGAUUUGAAAGACGGAGGGGGAGGAAAAUGUUUGGGGAAAGAGUGAAAAUUUAAGUGGGGAAAAUAUUGCGUCUGUUUGGGAAUGAAGAUUGCAAAAAAAUAGUAAAAAUAAAGCCGGAUUCUCACUUAUCAGUGUCAGUGAAAGAGACCGCUGGUAGAAGUCCAAUCAGAAUUCAUGGUAAUUAUAAUUUUACUGUGCUGGUCAAGUAACUGAUACUGAUUUGUGGGAAUAUUAGUGGGAACAGUAAGAAUAUUAUUCCCAUAAGUUCUAAUGAAACCAUUCAUACUCGCUUAAACCAUGGUGAGUGGGAAUAGUCCAAUUAGAAUUAAUGGAAGUUAUAUUUUUACUGUGCCGGUCAUGUUUACUGAUACUGACUUGUGGGAAUCCAGUUUUAGUGAUAAAAAUGUGACUGAUGGAUGGAGGAUAAUGUAGGUGAAUGCCAGGAAUAUUGAAUACUAUAGUCGGUUCUGGGAGUAGAGAGACGAUGUAAACAAACAUGAGCGUGAGAGAAUGGAUUCUGGGGCAGCAAGACCGAUUCACAGUAACCACUUAACAUCUAUGAAUGAACUGAAUAAUCACAAUACUUAAGUCAGUUUUCAUGAAGGCAUUGUGAUCUAAGACUUCUGCAAUGAAGCGAGCGGAUAUGCGUCAUCACUUUUAUAGGCAAACUUAAUGCUAUUGUAGUUUUUCCUCUCGAUGAAUCGACUUGAAAUACUUAUACAAAUGCCCGGUUGAAAUUAAGUGCAUGAAUGAGGUAAUUAUGAGUGUAAUCAAGGGAAUAAACUAAAGAAAUUGAAGGAGUAGGUGAAGAAGUAAGUUGGAAUGAAUGUACAAGAGAGGGAAGAAGUUAAUUAUUGAGGAAAGAAAUGGUGAAUGAGUAGAAAGAAUAAAAUUAAUGGAAGACCGGAAAAUGAGUUGUACGAAGAUGGCAAUUAGAAGGAGGUAACUGCUAAUAUCUGAAAUCUUGGAAAGAAGAAAGUUUCAAUAAAAUAUUUUAUUAGUGGCCAGAGGAUGAGAAAGGAGAGAAGGAUAAGUAGGUAGGAAGAAUUCAGCGGAGGGAAUGAGAGAGAAUGUCUGUGUAAAAAAUAGUAUUGAUAAAAAUGAAGAUUUGAUUAUAAGAAGAAAUUAGAAAUUGAAAGAUUGAAAAUUCAAUGAGAUGAAAAUAUUGAAGGAGAAGACUGUGAAAAAAUCUAUUCAAAUAAAUUUCAACGAACAAUUUUUCUUGGAUGGUGAAUCACUUCCGGUGAUCCGUUGAAAUGGUUUCGGUUGUUAUCAUAGUCCCUAUUCCAGAAUGUUUUGAGAUUAUUUAAUAAUGAUGUAUCAACUGAAAAUAAUUAAUAAUUGCUUAAUUAAAUGAGAGAACAUUCAAUUAUUCCUGUUUUUCAUUCAAAAUAAAUAUUGGGAAUGAAUUAAAUAUAGAUUGGGAUUAAAAUGAGGGAUCUAAUUAUUGAAAAGGGGAAUCAAGAAUAAAAAUGAAACAAAAGGUUAUUGGAUUCUGUUCAAAUAAGUCAAACAAAUGAAUUACUGAUAUUUAUUUUGGAUGAUUUUGUAUUUAGGAGUUAUGUGAUAUGAGUAAAAGAUAAAUCACACAAACAAGGAUUUGAUAUUGAUAUUAGAAUUUCGUCCUACAUUAAGACUUUAGCUGUAUAUUUAUAAUGUUGAUACCCAUCGGAUAUAAGAGAUAAAAAUUCUAUGAUGUGUUACACUUCGAUUUUAUUGUGUUUAGAAUAGGCCUAUCAGAUCACUUGUUGUCUCAAAUUAAUAAUUUAUUAAGUAUUGGUAAUUAAAAACGCUACUCAAGGCUUACCUGAAUGAUAUGUCUCUUGUAAAGUAUAAGUACUUGAGUCAAGUAAAAAUUAAUUGCUUUGAUUGAUAAGAGCAUAAUAUCAAUAUAAUUCAGAUUUUUCAAGUAGAGUUGAUCUCGACAGCCUUAAAAUUAGCUAUAAAUUAUAAAUUUUGGGGUUGAGCCUUCAAAUCAUAUUCAUCGGAUACAAAAAUGUAUUAUCUAUUUUGUAAUAAAUAAAAUAAAAAUGUUAAUUAUAUCCACGGAAAUUUCGGGACAGUAACAGUAUCCCACAUCUAUAAUCAGAGUAUAAUAUUGGUAUGUGAAUCUCUUCUGGUAUUUCAAUUUACAAAUUUUAAAUUUGAAUCUUAUUAACUUUGUCUUAAUUUUGUAAAAGAAUCUAUUUAUGUGAUAAAUACAUUUUAUGAGAUACAUUUCAAGUUCAUUUGAAAUAUCGUGUUAAUGAAAGUGUUUACUAGCAUUUUUAUUUGAAAAACCAACUAAGGCUUAGUACUAGUUUAUUAUCUAGAUUUUUAUUUGAUACUUGUUGUACAAAGUUUCUUGUUUUUAAAUCAGGGUUUUAAUAAACCAAGUUGAAGAGAAA
Molecule: messenger RNA, 5708 nt
Organism: Nilaparvata lugens (brown planthopper)
Lineage: Eukaryota; Metazoa; Arthropoda; Insecta; Hemiptera; Delphacidae
Gene: su(f)
Product: protein suppressor of forked
Exons: 15
Coding region: 156-2354 (732 amino acids)
Biological process (GO): mRNA 3'-end processing
Cellular component (GO): nucleus
Molecular function (GO): protein binding; mRNA binding
Source: RefSeq, a predicted model, not a curated record